AUGUCUGCUGCUUUCACUGAUUGCGAAAACUUAGAAACUGCUGUGUUUACUAAUUGUAUAACAAUUAAUAUCCUUUCUUUUUCUGGCUGCAAGAAAUUGAAAUCAAUAGAACUUCAAAAUGUUCAGAGUAUUGGUCAAUAUGCAUUUUCUGCCUGUUCUUCAUUAGAAACAAUUAAACUCCCAUCGUGUGAGGUAUUAAGUAAAGCAGUGUUUAAUGACUGUUCAAAAUUGGCAUCGAUCUUCAUUCCAAAGAUCAGAGAAAUUAAUUCAGAAGAUACUUUUUAUGGCUGCUCAAGUUUGAAGGAAUUAAAUCUCACAACACUAAAGAUAGUAAAUGGUAAUUCACUUGAUACCUUCUAUAAGUGCAAUUCACUACAAAAAUUGUAUUUUGGCGAAAAACUUCCUGAAAAGUUUGGAAAAUUUGCUGAUUUUAGCAAUUUUCAAAUUAUUUUGCCUUCAGAAAAUUCAUGGAAGAAUUAUCUCAGUCAAUGUGAAGUUCAAUUCAAUGGAAGAUACGUUUGGUAUGGCUACAAAUCACCGUUAUUCAAGGCAUCUAAGAGAGCUGGCUUCUUCAUCAUAGUUGUUGGAAUUCCAUUGAUUUUCGUUUCCAUUUUAUUGGCUUACGUGAUAUAUGCCAAAAUAAAGGAACGAAGAAUGAAAGAAAGUGAAAACUUUCCGAAAUUACUCUAA
Messenger RNA from Trichomonas vaginalis G3, 690 nucleotides. Its product is annotated as ribonuclease inhibitor domain-containing protein. Lineage: Eukaryota; Parabasalia; Trichomonadida; Trichomonadidae. The record is from RefSeq and is a predicted model, not a curated record. The transcript has a single exon. The coding region runs from base 1 to 690 and encodes 229 amino acids.